This is a messenger RNA of Prunus armeniaca (apricot), 513 nucleotides long. NCBI's taxonomy places the organism in Eukaryota, Viridiplantae, Streptophyta, Magnoliopsida, Rosales, Rosaceae. The record is from the annotation of a GenBank genome assembly.
AUGGCAACCAACGGAACCCCAAGCCCAGCCCAAGCCCCAAAAUCCGUCGACGCCAAGCCAGUCGUCGCCGACGAGGUUCAGAGAGUCUUCAAAAGCUUCGACGCCAACGGUGACGGCAAGAUCUCCGUCUCCGAGCUCGGCAACGUGCUCAAGGCCCUCGGCUCCAACGUCUCUGCCGAUGAGCUUCAGCGUGUCAUGGGCGAUCUCGACACCGACCGCGACGGCUUCAUUUGCCUCGACGAGUUCAACGCCUUCUGGGUCUCCGGCCCCAAAGAAGGCGCCUCCGCCGAGCUUCGCGACGCCUUCGAUCUCUACGACCAGGACCGCAACGGCCUCAUCUCGGCCAACGAGCUCCAUUUGGUGCUCAAUCGGCUCCAAAUGACUUGCAGCCUCGAAGAUUGCAAUCGGAUGAUCAAGUCCGUAGAUGCUGACGGCGAUGGGAAUGUGAAUUUCGAGGAGUUCAAGAAGAUGAUGGGCAACAACGCCAGUACCGUUAGCAACACCAACGCCUAG